AUCUGUGUGGCAGCUGGGAUUACAUAUGUUCCUCCAUUACUCCUGGAGGCGGGGGUUGAAGAGCAGUAUAUGACGAUGGUCUUAGAGAAUGAAACAUGAGGACCUAGCCUCUGUACCACUGGCCUCCCAGAAGCAAAUGUUACAGCACCACCUGACAGCGAAGGAUGAUUUCCACUCGAUGUUGUUAGCCUGGAUCUAAUUGCUUCUAGUAGAAGUAUGUAUACAACCCAUUUUUAACCAUCAUCUUUAUAUUUAUCACCUAACCAGACAGUAAGGGUUCAGUCUAUUUUUUGUUCCAUUUAUCAGCAUAAAGAUUAUGUCUUUGGCUCCAGUAUCAGAAAUCAUCUCUUGGGACUGGAAAAUGUAAUAUAUCCUUAGCACUUGUUUUCUCAUGUACGACGUUUUCUAAUAUUAAUAAUAAAAAACUAACAAUAAUAAUAAUAAUAUCUAGUAAUAAUAACAACAACAGUAGGUAUGUUUAGUUAGAUAGUCCGCCACGCCUUUAAUAGUUCAGAAAGCAUAGCGGAAGUCAUUUGAGAUACAGGUGACAUUGUCAUGUGACCUUGCCGAAGACCAUAUGGAUUCCUUAUUGUGGUCAUGUGACUUUUUUGGUAAUGGAGAUCAAAGGUCUUGACAUACUAACUUCAUAACUGGUAAACAAAUGCAUUCUGUGAUUCUCGGUGAAGUUCAAUUUACUGGCAUCCCAAUGAAAAAUAACUAUUUGGUGGCCAUAUUAGCUUUUGGUUGCUGUUGUAUAUAGUUUUAAUCUGACAAACCUAUUGUGUGCAUUCCAGAUCAGGUUCAUUUUUGACAAUACCGUAAUGCAUUACCCAGUCAGUGCCACAGGAGAUGCUUUGUUGUUGCUUAUGAUCCGCUCUUUUUUUUUCGAUUUGCAUUUCAACUGCUUUCUCUAUUUACAGGGAUUGGGCCAGUCUUGGGACUCCUGUUCAUACCUCUGAUCGGUUCAGCCAGUGACCACUGCACAAGCAGCUAUGGCCGGAGACGACCCUUCAUCUGGCUGCUGUCUCUGGGGGUGCUGCUGGCCCUGUUCAUCAUCCCCCAUGCUGACAUGCUCGCCUUUAACUUCAGCUGGGGCGGACAGGCUAUGCAUGUGACCUUUCUCAUUCUGGGAGUGGGUCUACUUGAUUUCUCCGGCCAGGUCUGCUUCACCCCGCUGGAAGCUCUGCUCUCCGACCUGUACCGGGAGGAGGAGGAUUGUGGGCAAGCCUUUGCCAUGUUUUCCUUCAUGGUCAGCCUGGGCGGCUGCAUCGGCUAUCUGCUCCCAGCCAUCAACUGGACCGACAGCUACCUCUCUGCCUACCUCGGUGGUCAAGAGGAGUGUCUCUUCUCCUUGCUUACCUUCAUCUUCAUCCUAAGUGUCUUUGUCACCAUGAAAGUCUCACAGGAGCCCACCUACCCCUCAGGGUGCCUGCUGCUAGAACCAAAGCCUUCAGAGAGAUCCAGGUCUGUCUCCCGCUCCUGCUGCUACCUUCUCAAGUGCAAGCUGAGGGUCUUCAGGUCGGGCCCUUUGAUUUGCAUGUUACGGACUUGCUGGUCGAUGACCCCCGCCAUCUACCGCAGUUACUGCCACAUUCCUCGGGUCAUGAAGCAGCUGUGUGUAGCCCAGCUCUGCAGCUGGAUGGCCGUCAUGUCCUUCAUGCUGUUCUACACAGACUUUGUUGGGGAAGGGCUUUACAAAGGUGUCCCCAGUGCAGCACCAGGAACCGCAUCAAGACUUCGCUAUGAUGAAGGUAUUCGCAUGGGGAGCCUGGGCCUGUUUCUGCAAUGUGCUACCUCAACAUUUUUCUCAAUAGUCAUGAGUAAACUUGUCAAACUGUUUGGGUCUAAGAGAGUAUAUUUGGCGAGCAUGGUCAGCUUCACCUUCUCUGCACUGGUGAUCUGCCUUUCAAAGAGCAUUGUGCUGGUCACCAUGAUGUCUGCACUAACCGGAUUUGCUUAUGCCACACUACAGACCCUGCCCUACACACUGACCUGUCAUUACCACAAGGAAAAGGACAUCUAUAUGCCAAAAACAAAAGCUAAAAAUCUGCUUAAAAAUGGAAUCACGAUAACCAGAGAGUCUGUUUAUCUGACUCCGGAUGAACAGUGCACCAUAAAUGACAACCACAAUCAAAACGGACAUGUGUGCAUUGAGCCAGAGCGUGCAGGCAGUUACCCUGCCCAGAGUAACUCUGCCAGUGGUGGUGAUGGUGAGGAGGAGGAGGAUUUUGGGAAGCGUGGCGUCGGCUUGGACUUUGCCAUCCUGGACAGCACCUUUCUGCUCUCUCAAGUCAUCCCCUCUUUCUUCAUGGGGAUGAUCGUUCAGUUUACAGAAUCUGUUACAGCAUACAUUGCUUCCUCCACUAUCUUCGGUUUGAUUGCAAUUUAUUUAGCCAACCGCAUAGUGUUUGACCAAAAGGACCUGAAAUUCUGAGAGGAUGAGAAAAAGAAAAAAUGUGAUGGAGCAGCAUUAAAACUGCUGCCAACUGAGUUAGUAUUUUUAAACAUGGCUGCUGGAAAGGUCAGGUGGUGUUUUUAAAAUAAUUUUUCUGUUACACGCCUUUCCUUCUA
Polyodon spathula (Mississippi paddlefish) is the source of this 2571-nucleotide messenger RNA. Its product is annotated as solute carrier family 45 member 3-like. NCBI's taxonomy places the organism in Eukaryota, Metazoa, Chordata, Actinopteri, Acipenseriformes, Polyodontidae. The coding region runs from base 1070 to 2434 and encodes 454 amino acids. The record is from RefSeq and is a predicted model, not a curated record. Gene Ontology annotation, cellular component: membrane. Gene Ontology annotation, biological process: transmembrane transport. The transcript has 4 exons. Gene Ontology annotation, molecular function: sucrose:proton symporter activity.